Rhagoletis zephyria (snowberry fruit fly) is the source of this 1178-nucleotide messenger RNA. RefSeq lists its product as uncharacterized. The record is from RefSeq and is a predicted model, not a curated record. Gene Ontology annotation, molecular function: chitin binding. Gene Ontology annotation, cellular component: extracellular region. NCBI's taxonomy places the organism in Eukaryota, Metazoa, Arthropoda, Insecta, Diptera, Tephritidae.
CAAGCAGAAAGAUGUUGGUUUAUCAUUUCCAUUAGAAAUUCUUACAAUACAAAUAUUAUCUACAAAUAUUAUGCUAAUAAAUCUCUUUUUAUUUAUUCACAGUGUUUACAUACAGAUUAUAACCUCAAUAAAUUUGUUUAGUAAACAUACCAGAUAAUAAAGAUAAAUGUCGAAUGAUGUUUUACGACCAUUACCUAAGAUAUAAAUAUGUUGAAGUUGCUUUGAAUGCCAACAGUUUCGAGCAAAUUAAGCUAAGCGCAGGAUUUUUGGUAGAGCAAGAGAUUUUCCAACGUACCAAGAACCAAAGAAGAGUAAAAAAAGAAAACAUGUCUGACAAAAUUAUCGCACUAUGUUUACUUUUUGUGGCGGCAGCAUCAGCCACUAGUACAUGUGGGGAGUGUGGCGCUAACUACGUUGCAUGCAUAACUAAUACAACCUAUAAAAUUUGCACAGAGGAAGAUGGAUCAACAACUUUAAGUCCCAUCGGUGAUGAUAUUUAUGAAUGUCAGGACGGUACAUACUGCACUAGUUCAGAUAAUGUCUGUGAGUCGGACCCAUCUUCAAGCAAUAACAUUAUUGUAUGUAACGAAUCAACACCUUCGUGUGGCAGUAGUUGUCAGGGUAAGGCAAGUGGAAAGAUGAUUUGCUCAAGUUCAACACAAUUUGCCCUAUGUAUAAAUGAAGUCGCCUCCGAUCCAUUAUCAUGCCCAACAAAUCAAUAUUGCAGUGAGGAUCUAUACAAUUUUAAUUUGAAGAAAGUUUGUGCGCCACUGGAAACAUUGGAUUUCCUUGAAGCACAAAUAACAUGCCCUUCCACCGAAGAGAUAACUCCAACGACCCAGUCUACAACUCCAACAACAACGACAACGCAAUCACAAGCGUAUCUAUUAAGCGCAUGCAAUAAUUCGACUGAAACUAGUUACUAUUUUCAAGUAGCAAAUCCGGCGAAUUGUAAUACAUACAUUUACUGUGAACGUAGCGGCUCAAGCUUCCUUGCAUUAGAGAUGAAUUGCAGAAGUGGUCUCUAUUACAGCGCAGCUCAGAAGAAAUGUAUUCAGGCGACAGAGUGUCCGAAUUAAUAUUUAUUAGUAAUCAGUAUAUACAUACAUAUGUAUGUGCGAAUAUUUAUAGAUCCGAAAUCGUGAAAUUGGCACACAAAAAAAUUUAGCAAAUAUUAU